Molecule: messenger RNA, 3147 nt
Organism: Funneliformis geosporum
Lineage: Eukaryota; Fungi; Glomeromycota; Glomeromycetes; Glomerales; Glomeraceae
Source: the annotation of a GenBank genome assembly
AUGAAGAAAAAAAAAUUUUUAAACCUAUAUACUAAUCCUAUAUUAGCUAUUUCGAAAAAUUAUCAAAUAAUUGCUUUUUCUUCUGGAUAUGGAAAAUUAACACUUUUUCUUAUAGAAAGUGGUUUAGAAAUUAUCAGCAAAAACUUUGAAAAAAAUACAAAAAUAAUUGCUUGUGAGUUUGAAAAUGAUGACAAAUUAAUGAUAAUUAUUAAAAAAUCUAAAAGCGAAUAUGAAGAGAUGUUACUUUGGCAUUUAUACAAUUCUUCAAAGAAUAGAUUUCAACCUUUCUGUGGUAAUAUUAAAUUAGAAAAAAAUGAAGAAAGUAAUUCAUAUAAUGCAAGAAUUCCUGGAAAGUUUGUAUUAGUAAAUUCUAACGGCAAAAUAUUGUCAAUAUAUGAUAGUCUGUUAAUAGAUAAUAAAGCAAAAGUGAAGAAAUCUACUCUAGAAUUAGAACCUUAUAGUAUUGUAAUUUCUGCUGAUAAAAGCAAAGAGGGAACACCAAAUAAAAUGAAUGAAUUGAAGUAUGAUAAUAUUCACAGAGUUUACCAUCAAGAUUUUUCAAAAAAAGAAGCGCAACCUCUUAUACAUAAUAGAGAACCAUGGAUAAAUGAAAAUUUUGAAAAAAUGUGGAUAUAUCUUGAUCAAAAAGAAUCAAUACAAUUAUAUAUCGGAAAAAAUACUAUACAAGUAUGGCGUAAAAUUAUGAAUAAAAAAAACAAAUGCAUUCUUGAAUAUUUUUGGGCUAAUAAUGAUUAUGAAAAUAAUUAUGCAUUGCAAGUGUUAGAAUUAAUUGUUUAUAAUAGGGGUUUUUUUAUUAAAAUUAAGUGGAAAGAUGAUCAAUAUACAAAAAUUCAAUGGCCAUAUGAUAAUAAUCAUGUAAUUCCAGUAAAAUAUGCUUGUGAUGCUCUUGAGUAUUUAAAUUAUCAAAGAAAUAAAUUAGUUGGAUACGAUAAUCAACAUGUAUUUGAAGAAAUCAUAUAUAAUAUUUCUAUUAUCAUCUGGAAAUUUAUCAAAAAUUAUCCAGAUAUUUGGAAAUUAAUUGAUAUUCGUUAUAACCUUAUGACAAAAAUUAUAAUUAACGGUUCAAAUACUUUAAUUAAGUAUAUUUUAUUUGGUGACGAGAAAGUAAAGCAUAAAUUUUUGCAUUUACCAAGAAUAAUUCGAUGGGUUGAUACUGAAAUAAGUUGUUCUGAUUCAAAAGAAAAAAUUGAUAUUAACAAAUUAAGUGAUUUGCAAAUAGCUAUUAGAUUAUGUAAACCAGAUUUAGAGCGUAACCGAAGAAUUUUAAUUGUAACUUAUUUACUUGAAUAUUAUACAACAAACGCAAUUGAACAUCCCGGAUGGUUAAUUACUAUUUCAAAUGCAUUACCAGACUUAUAUGUUCAUAAAUUAGUAAGUGAAUUAUUUUAUAAAAGAUGCAUGGAAGGAAUUGAAAUAUCUAAUAUCAUUGAAUAUACUGAUAUUAUACCCAAACGCUAUCAAAUUACUUUAAACACACAACAACAUUUUUUGGCAUUUAAUCCAAUAUCGAAUCUCAUUUCAACAAGUAAAAAGAAAAUUAAUCUUAAAGGUUUAGGAGAUAAUUUGAAGUUAGGACUGAAAAAAUUCUAUGUAAGAAUUUUUCCUAAUAAUUAUGAAAAUUAUUCACCAACAGUAAAAAUAGUUCCUUUGUACAAAUUUACGGUUAAUAAUUUACCUCAAAAGAUAAAAAGUAAUUAUGAAAGUUUAUUUAUUAUUAAUUUUUUGAGAUUGAUAUUCAUUCCUCGAAGUUAUUCAAUUACAAAGAAUUUUUCACAACUUAGUUCACUUGUUCAAAUCAUUAGAUUAGAAAAUAAUAAUGAUGUAUUUAACAAUCCUGUAAUGGAAGCAGUAAUUAAUUACAAAUGGCGACCAGCUAGAAAUUAUUUCCUUCAACUUUUUUUCAUGUAUAUAUUAUUCGCAACUAGUUUUGCGAUAAUUUGUGGAACUUAUGUAGCACAUUUUGAAGCAACAGGAUAUACUUGCAAAUUUCUAUUAUUUCAAAUUAUUCUUUUUUAUUAUUUGGGAUAUUAUUUAUUAGUUGUUGAAUAUAAACAGUUGGAUCAUUAUGGUUGGAGGCAUUAUUUUAAAUUCUUUAAUUGCGUAGACUUAGUUUCCAUUGUUACAGCAAUAGUUAUAAUGUCAAUUUAUGUUACUCCUUCGUUUAGUAUUGAAAAUGCGUUUGCUAGUGCUGCAACAACACAAGAGUCAACUGUUGCAAUUUCCUUUACAAUGCUAUUACUAUGGUUUGAAUUUAUUUUAUAUCUUCGGUUAUUACCAGAACCUGCAAAAUAUAUCUAUAUUAUGAUGAAUAUCAUCAAAGAGACUUGGAUUUUUCUUUUAUUUAUGAUUCUUGUAAUUGCUGGAUUAGCACAUAGUUUUUUAAUUUUAUGUCAACAUCCAGAAUUUACAAAUAUUUCAGAGGUGACAUCUUCUUCUACAUUAAUUACAGAAGGUCUAGUUAAUUAUCAUAUACAAAAAGAUUUUGAUAGAACUGAAAAUAAUCCAGCAAAGAAUUAUAUUACUUCAUUUAUCUCGACAUACAAUUGGUUAAACGGUGAGUUUUUACAACAAGAAAUAUGGGAUUUUUGGGCUGUGAAAUUUAUCACCUUUUUUGGUUGUAUUCUUUUGAUUACAAUUCUACAAAAUAUGCUUAUUGCUUUUAUGGGUGGUGUAUAUUCUGAGGCAUAUAAAAAAGGUCGUGUUGCAUUAUUAAGAUUUCGUGCAGAAUCAAUUUCAGACUAUGAAGCGUUAGAAAGAAUACAUUUCUUUCCUCAAUCACCAGAACCAAAAUAUAUUUAUUAUUUAGGUGAAUCGAAAAGUUAUAAAGAAUGGGAUUCAAAUGCAAAAAAGCGUGAAUCUGAGCAAAUUACAUUGUAUGAUACUUAUGAAGAGAAAUUGUUAGAAGAUCAAUUCCCAAGUAAGGAGAAAGAAGGUGUUGACAAUGAGUCUUGGUGGGAUUAUAGCUUUACAGAUGAAGAUGGUUAUAAGAUGGAAUCUGAUGAUGACGAAAAUUCUGAAACUGAGAAAGACGAUGAAGACAUUAAAAUUAAAGUUAAAUUGCUUGAUAACAAAGUUGAUGAGCUUAAUAGUAAGAUUGAUAAAUUGCUAAGUGCUAUGAUUAAAUAA